This is a messenger RNA of Lasiosphaeria miniovina, 607 nucleotides long. RefSeq lists its product as uncharacterized. The record is from RefSeq and is a predicted model, not a curated record. NCBI's taxonomy places the organism in Eukaryota, Fungi, Ascomycota, Sordariomycetes, Sordariales, Lasiosphaeriaceae. The transcript has 5 exons. The coding region runs from base 146 to 607 and encodes 153 amino acids.
CGGCACCUUCACAGUAAAGUAGAAGAGACAGCCUCUCUACGCCACCUCCGGCUCGCAAGCUCGCCUACGGUGGCUCCGUUCAGCUGAAUUACUGCGGUGGCGUUUCGGCCUCUCACCGUCGACGAGUUUCAGUACGCCUUUGAACAUGGCCCACAGCCACCCAGAACCCAAGCCCAGCCAAUACGGAAACGCAUCGAGGCCAUCUGUAACGGACUACUUGAUCUCCCUGACGGCAGGAUUUAGGACUGAAUUUCAAUCAGGUCCACCCGAAGUUAAGUACUCGAUGUUCAACGCCAAGAGCAACAGCAAAGUGUCAAGGGAAGAAAUCGAAAUCGACGUCGGAUGGCCCGGCUCCGGCCAAGAUCCCCCAACCUCUGGAGCUUGGCAUGAUGACACAGGAUUCGAUCCGGGGCUGAAGCAAAAGAUUGAAACAAUCUGCGGACCGCCUCUGCACUUUGCCGCCCACCACUCUCUCCCGAACCUCAGCCCUUCCGGAAACUCUAGGGUCUCGGAGAUGCCCGGCAAGAUUAACAAGGGCAUGCAAAGCAAGCUGAAUGCUCAACAAAACCGAGACCGCAACGUUUCAGUGGUCGGUGCUGGAGGCUAA